Messenger RNA from Hippopotamus amphibius kiboko, 411 nucleotides. RefSeq names its product spleen trypsin inhibitor I-like. Bases 1 to 411 code for a protein of 136 amino acids. Gene Ontology annotation, molecular function: serine-type endopeptidase inhibitor activity. Lineage: Eukaryota; Metazoa; Chordata; Mammalia; Artiodactyla; Hippopotamidae. The transcript has 3 exons. The record is from RefSeq and is a predicted model, not a curated record.
AUGAAGAUGAGCCAGAUCUGCAUCUCUGUAGCCCUUCUCGUCCUCCUGGUUAACCUGGUGUCCUGCACCCCGGGGGAUAAACGGGAGAGCCAUGACAAAGGAACUUUUCGGCCUAACUUCUGCCUGGAGCCUCAUUACAUGGGUCCCUGCAAGGCCAAAAAGGUCAGGUACUUCUACAACGCCAACACUAGGGAAUGCGAGAUCUUUACAUAUGGCGGCUGCCUUGGGAAGAGGAACAACUUCCGCUCUAAAAAGACCUGCAUGAACACCUGCGGUAGUACUACGGGCACAACAGUGUCCUCCAUCCUGAUCCUCCUCCCUCUGGUCCAGGUUAGAGGCCCCCACACCCAGAAACCCCCUGAUGGGCCCAUCCUCCCUCCACCUCCCACCUCCCUGCUCACGAGUGACUGA